AUGGCCGCAGUCCAGGCGGGGGGCGCAGGAGCCGGGGGCGCCCCGUGCGUGCCAGCCGCCCCCCGCCCCGCAGUGUCCUUCGUCCUGUCGAGGAUGGCGGCGUGCGGCGGCGCCGCCAAGAACAAGCUGACGGUGCCCAAGCGCCUGUGGGACUUCGUGAGCAAGGAGAGCCCGGGCAAGCUGGCGCGCCUCAAGGAGGACACGCGGGUGAGCAUCCUGGUGGACGGCGAGACCUCCGAGGUGUACGUGCUGCAGCUGAGCGCGCCCGCCGGCGCCAACGCCAGCGGCCUCUGCGCCGCCCGCAAGGCGCUCAAGGCGCUGCUCAAGGAGGCCGAGAAGGAGCUGAAGAAGGCGCGGCGGCACGGCGAGCCGCUGGCGUGCGUGGCGCUGCUGCCCGGC
Messenger RNA from Nothoprocta perdicaria, 399 nucleotides. RefSeq names its product deltex E3 ubiquitin ligase 3 (gene DTX3). The transcript is spliced from 2 exons. The record is from RefSeq and is a predicted model, not a curated record. NCBI's taxonomy places the organism in Eukaryota, Metazoa, Chordata, Aves, Tinamiformes, Tinamidae. The annotation marks the transcript as partial.